GCAAGUUUCAUGUUUGAGGAAGUGAAACUUUCUCAGUCUCAGUGAUCGAGAGGAGAAAUGGCGCAGAAAGGAGAUCAGCUGGACCAGGAAACCUUUUCUUGUUCGAUCUGUUUGGAGGUUUUAAAGGAUCCGGUGGCUAUUCCCUGUGGACACAGUUACUGUAUGAACUGUAUUAAAUCCUACUGGGAUGAAGGAGAGAAGAAACUCCCCAGCUGUCCUCAGUGUAGACGGACUUUCACUCAGAAACCUGAGCUGGUGAAAAACACCAUGUUAGCAGCUUUAGUGGAGCAGCUGAAGAAGACGGGACUCCAAGCUGCUCCUGCUGAUCACUGCUAUGCUGGACCUGAAGAUGUGGCCUGUGAUUUCUGCUCUGGGAGAAAACUGAAAGCCGUCAAGUCCUGUUUAGUCUGUCUGGCCUCUUACUGCAAGAAUCACCUUCAACCUCAUCAUGAUGUGGCUGUAUUAAAGAAACACAAGCUGGUGGAUCCCUCCAAGAACCUGCAGGACAACAUCUGCCCCCGUCAUGACGAGGUGAUGAAGAUGUUCUGUCGUACUGAUCAGAAGUGUAUCUGUUAUCUCUGCCCUGUGGAUGAACAUAAAGGCCACGACACAGUCUCAGCUGCAGCAGAAAGGACUGAGAGGCAGAGAGAGAUGGAGGUGAGUCGACAACAAAUCCAGCAGGAGAUCCAGGACAGAGAGAAAGAUGUGAAGCUGCUUCAGCAGGAGGUGGAGGCCAUCAAUCAGUCUGCUGAUAAAACAGUGGAGGACAGUGAGGAGAUCUUCACUGAGCUGAUCUCUCUCCUCCAGAAAAGAAGCUCUGAUGUGAAGCAGCAGAUCAGAUCCCAGCAGGAAACUGAAGUGAGGAGAGUCAGAGAGCUGGAGGAGAAGCUGCAGCAGGAGAUCACUGACCUGAAGAGGAGAGACGCUGAGAUGAAGCAGCUCUCAGACACCGAGGACCACAACCAGUUUCUCCACAACUACCCCUCACUGUCACCACUCAGUGAGUCCACACACUCCUCCAGCAUCAGCAUCCGUCCUCUCACACACUCCUCCAGCAUCAGCAACCGUCCUCUCAGGUACUUUCAGGAUGUGACAGCAGCUGUGUCAGAGGUCAGAGGUCAACUACAGGACAUCCUGAGAGACACAUGGACAAACGUCUCACUGGCCAUCACUGAUGUGGAUGUUUUACUGUCACAACCAGAACCAGAACCAACGAGCAGAGCUGGAUUCUUGAAAUAUUCAUGUGAAAUCACUCUGGAUCCAAACACAGUACACACACGGCUGUUACUGUCAGAGGAGAACAGAAAGGUGACUUUAAUGAAGAAACAUCAGUCUUAUUCUAGUCAUCCAGACAGAUUCACUGAAUCUGGUCAGGUCCUGAGUAGAGAGAGUCUGACUGGACGUCAUUACUGGGAGGUGGAGAAGAAAGCAGAUGUAGUUGAGGUAGCAGUUUCAUACAAGAAUAUCAGCAGAUCAGGGGAUGAAAGUGGAUUUGGAUAUAAUGACAAAUCUUGGUCACUAUAUUGUACCUCAGACAGUUAUGCAUUUUGGUACAACGACAUCAGAACCUCCAUCUCAGGUCCUCAGAGCUCCAGAAUAGGAGUUUACCUGGAUCACAGAGCAGGUGUUCUGUCCUUCUACAGCGUCUCUGGAACCAUGACCCUCCUCCACAGAGUCCAGACCUCCUUCACUCAGCCGCUACACGCUGGAGUUUAUGUUGAUAACACUGUUGGAAACUCAGCUGAGUUGUGUAAACUCAAAUAGACUUGUUUCCUUUUCAUGUUUUCAUCUCAGUUUUUAUUGACUUUCUUUUCUUCUCAGAGAUGAACGUCUCAAACUCUGACUGAUGGACGGAAGUUUUUGUUCUAUAAGUUGAUGUUUUGUUGUUACUUCCUCUUUUGGAGGUGGAAGUUGUUCUUUUGUAGUUCCGCCUGGGAAAUAUUCAUAUUAUUACCAUCUUCUAUUUCAGUAUAAAAACAUAGAAAUAAACCUGUGUUGUAAUUGUUGUUAGCUGUUAGUUUGGAUGUGUUUCUAUGUUGUAUUUCUCUUUUCUUCCACUUCAUGGACUCCAACAAAAGGUUUUCUUCAGUUUUCAUUCCAGGAUUUGACUCAGAUCUGAGGGAGAAAACAUUAAUCUAAUAUUCGAGUAAAACUAAGGCAGUUUUCCUCCUGAAAUAUCCCAAAGUCCAGAGUUCAUGUUCACAACAGAUCAUAUUUCUGGAUUUAAAUGUGUCUUUACUGGUUUUACUGCUCUUUUUCUGGCCAGACCUCCACUCUCCAGCGGUGCAGUGUCAGGUUUUCCUUCAGCAUUCAUCCAGACAGACUUCUGUUCACAUUUAAUCAUCUACAAUAUUUAUGUUUUACUUCUUUUUUUAAGGUUUCGGCUCUUUCUGUAACUUUCCUUCCUGAACAUUGUAUCCUGGUUCACGUCUGCAACCUCAGGACCUGGAAACAGUGAAGAUCAGAAGUCUCGGGAGUGACGUCACACCGCCCCCUACAGGAACAUGAUUGCAUGACACGUAAAGAGGUUUUUAAAGAGGAAAGAAGUCACGUGUUUAAACACUUUUCCUCCAGUCUGGGUUUCAUGUUUUAUUUGUUUAAUCAAGAAAAUCCACCCAAUUGUUUUUUCAUCUACAAUUUAGGAAAAGGGUUUUGAGGUAAAGGAUGUUAUUAAAGACUUUUGUUGUUGCUGGAUAUGAAAGUUAAUAUUAUUAGGGAUGCAGAAUGUAAAAUCAUUGAAUGUUACUAUGUU
Molecule: messenger RNA, 2752 nt
Organism: Cololabis saira (Pacific saury)
Lineage: Eukaryota; Metazoa; Chordata; Actinopteri; Beloniformes; Belonidae
Product: tripartite motif-containing protein 16-like
Exons: 1
Coding region: 58-1764 (568 amino acids)
Molecular function (GO): protein binding; zinc ion binding
Source: RefSeq, a predicted model, not a curated record